Molecule: messenger RNA, 809 nt
Organism: Nicotiana tabacum (common tobacco)
Lineage: Eukaryota; Viridiplantae; Streptophyta; Magnoliopsida; Solanales; Solanaceae
Source: RefSeq, a predicted model, not a curated record
AGAAGUUUUCUCUCUAGAAAAUGCAGGCCGGAGGAAUUGGAGGUACGUUGUUUUACCAGUGUAUUAUUUGUUCAAAAUACUUUGAUUCAAGCCAAGGUCUUGCUGGUCAUUCAAAGGGACAUUUGGGACAUGGCUGGAAAAAAGGAACUUCACAUAGGAAAGUGUUUUUGCCAUAUAAUCCCAUUUAUCUGCAGCAGCAGCGGCAACAACAGCAGCAGCAGGGUUGUGGUUCUGUUGCUGUAUCAACAGACUCAAGUCCUCUUCCGAUUAAUGUUGCUCCUCAAUUGCCAAUUAUCAUGCAACCACAACAAGCUGCUGCUGCUGGUUCUGUAGCAUCUAGAGAAUCAAAUGUUGUGGCCAAACCAAAACCAAAACCAAAAGCUGAUCAGCCACAGAAUGUUGCUAGCUCUUCUAGCCGCGUAGGUCCUCCUCGUAAGAAGCAUUAUUUGAGGUUUCGGGACAUGAAGAUUCUGGCUAGGCUUACCCCUCGUCUUGCUAAAGAGGAGCAAGAAAUCAUUUUGCGACUUGUUGAUUGUGCUAUGGACCAGGCGAAACAAGCAAAGAUGAAGAACAUUGACGUCGAGGUGAUUCAAAACAAAGAUUCAGCAGCGGCAGAUGGGAUCAGAACCAGUACAAAAAAAGAUGUUGUCACCGUUGAGGACUCUGGUGAUGAGUCCAAAAACAUGUAGUAUGGCUACAGCAUAUGACAUACUAGUUUAAUUUCUUUGUUAUUUUAAACGUUGGGAAGUUUGGUUUUCAUGAGAUAUUAUCAUAGUUUUUAUGGUUUUAAUUUGGAGAUUGUUAUCAAA